UUUACCCGUGUGUAGGGGUUUCAUACAGGGGGCCUCAGGACUUGGUCUUGUCUGUUCUGGGUGGCGGGGAUCACAGGUCCUUUUUAAUUUAAUUUUAUGAAGUAUUUAGUCAGUUUGUUUUAAAUUAAUUGGAACUACAUAUUUCCCAUCUUAAGUAUUGAAUCAUGAAGUGGAACCUAGUGUUCCUUGGGCUCCUUCUGACCUUCGGGCAGCUGUCAUGGGGGCAGAAAGGUAUGGACAUCCCUGAGUAUGAUGGAAAGGACCGCGUUCACGACCUAAAUGCCAAGAAUUACAAGUCUGUGAUGAAGAAAUAUGACGUGAUGGUGGUGUACUACCAUGAGCACGUAGGAUCCAGCAAAGUCGCCCAGAAACAGUUUCAGAUUGAGGAGCUGGCCCUUGAGCUUGCUGCACAAGUCCUGGAGGAUCUUGACGACGAGGACAUCAGUAUCGGCCUACUUGAUGAGAAGACAGACAAAGCUGUUGCCAAGAAAUUAGGUCUGGUUGAGGCUGACAGUAUCUACAUCUUCAUUGAGGACGAGGUCAUUGAGUACGAUGGAGAGCUUGCUGCGGACACACUGGUGGAGUUCCUCUAUGAUGUCAUUGAGGAUCCAGUUGAGAUCAUUGACAAUGUGCGAGAGUUGAAAGGUUUCCAUAAUAUUGAGGAGGAUAUCAAGCUGGUGGGCUUCUUCAAGAGUCAGAAAUCUGAGCACUACCAAGAAUAUGAGGACGCAGCAGAGGAGUUUCAUCCACACAUCAAGUUCUUUGCCACCUUUAGUCCAAAGGUUGCUAAGAGUCUAGACUUGAAGUUGAAUGAGGUGGACUUCUACGAGCCCUUCAUGGAUGAACCCGUCGUCAUCCCUGGUAAACCCUACAGUGAGAAAGAGCUGGUUGCAUUCAUUGAGGACAAUGACAGGCCGACACUGAGGAAGAUGCAGCCACACAACAUGUAUGAGAUCUGGGAGGAUGCUCUUGAUGGCGAGCAUAUAAUUGCUUUUGCUGAGGAGGGAGACCCAGAUGGCUUUGAAUUCCUUGAAAUCGUGAAGGAGGUGGCAGAGGAUAACACCGACAAUCCCAACCUAAGCAUUGUCUGGAUCGACCCCGAUGACUUCCCUUUGCUUGUUCCCUAUUGGGAGAAGACCUUUGACAUUGACCUGUCCUCACCUCAGAUUGGUGUAGUAGAGGUUGAUGAUGCUGAUAGUAUCUGGUUUGAUAUGGAUAAUGAUGAUGACAUGCCAACAGUUGAUGAGCUGGAGGAUUGGCUGGAGGAUGUGCUAGAGAACAAAAUUGAUCCUGAUGAGGAUGAGGACGAUGAUGAUGAUGAUGAUGACGACGACGAUGAUGAUGAUGACGACGACGACGACGAUGACGACGACGAUGACGACGAUGAUGACGACGACGACGAUGAUGACGACGAUGAUGACGACGACGAUGACGACGACGAUGACGACGAUGAUGACGACGACGAUGACGACGAUGAUGAUGACGACGACGAUGAUGACGACGACGACGAUGACGACGACGAUGAUGACGAUGAUUAAACUCGUACCAUUUUACAUAUAUUUUACAAACUAAAGUCUGUUUAAUUGCAACUGUCUGAAUAAUCAACGUCAUAAAAAUUCCUUCAUUAUUUUUUGUCGGAUAUCACAAGGUUAAAAAUGUCAUCAUUUAACUGUGACCUUCCACGCAUAUCUAGGAAUGCGCUUAUCAUUCUCUCUCCCAUUGACCCAAUGUUUUAUUCAAAGACCAGCUCUCUCUUAAACCUUCAGAUAUUCACUUCCAAAUGUUGACGUCACUUCUAAAAUCAAAUCAUUAGCAAAAUAUGUAUUGCUUUCAGUUUUUUGCCAUCCAUUUUUUCAUUCAUAAAGACACUGUAAUUGGCAGUUAAAUACACCACUAAUACAUUUGGAAAAGGACCUGACUUUCAAGCAUAAAAAUGCAACCAAAAAAAUUUAAGUUUGUCAGAGGGAGCAGCAACAUUAUUUAAGUGUACAUCCAUCUGUUAAAUUUGUUGUUAUUGUCUCAUUG
Messenger RNA from Sinocyclocheilus grahami, 2025 nucleotides. Its product is annotated as calsequestrin-1-like. NCBI's taxonomy places the organism in Eukaryota, Metazoa, Chordata, Actinopteri, Cypriniformes, Cyprinidae. Bases 165 to 1538 code for a protein of 457 amino acids. The record is from RefSeq and is a predicted model, not a curated record. Gene Ontology annotation, molecular function: calcium ion binding. The transcript has 11 exons. Gene Ontology annotation, cellular component: Z disc; sarcoplasmic reticulum lumen. Gene Ontology annotation, biological process: regulation of skeletal muscle contraction by regulation of release of sequestered calcium ion.